Saprolegnia parasitica CBS 223.65 is the source of this 8523-nucleotide messenger RNA. RefSeq lists its product as hypothetical. Gene Ontology annotation, molecular function: calcium ion binding. Gene Ontology annotation, biological process: protein retention in Golgi apparatus; protein targeting to vacuole. The record is from RefSeq and is a predicted model, not a curated record. Lineage: Eukaryota; Oomycota; Saprolegniomycetes; Saprolegniales; Saprolegniaceae. The transcript has a single exon. Gene Ontology annotation, cellular component: extrinsic component of membrane. Bases 1 to 8523 code for a protein of 2840 amino acids.
AUGCUGCUAGCGCUGGUCGCCUGGAUAUCCUACUACGCCUGGCGCGUCUGCUGGUACGCGACAGCCACGACGACGACGCUCGUCGCGCUCCUCGUCACGGUCGGCGACAGCCUUCUCACAUGGGCGGCGCGCCGCUACGGCGGCCUGUACGUCGGCAAGUCCAUUCGCAUCUCGUGGUCGAUGCUGCAGGGCACGCUCACGAUCGAGCACCUUGCGCUCGCGUCGUCGUUGCGCCCGAUGGUCGGCCCGAUGCUGGGUCUGCCGGCCGACGCGCUCGUGACGCGCAUCCGCCGCCUCGAGCUCUGCUUUCCGUGGCUGUCGAUGCUCGUCUGCCUGGUGCGCAAGGAGACGCGCCUCCCAUUGCGCGUCGGGCUCUUCCUCGAUGGCCUGCAGAUCGAGCUGCUCAUGGACGGCGCGCGCAAGUGGCGAUGGAAGCAACCCGAGAACAAGGCUCGGUUUGACGCGGACGUGGCCGUCGCCAAGAGCAACCGGCUCGCGCUUCUCGAAUGGUGGACAGCGACGAUCCUUGCCAAGCUUGCGCUCUUCCAGAAGCCGCCCGCGACGACCUCUAGCACGAUCAACGAGUGUACGCUCCUCGCGAGCGUCUGGGGCGACGCCUUGGAUGCGACCUUGCAGCGCCUGUCGUGGCCAUUGGCGGCGAUCGACGCGGUCCUCGGCAGCUUGGCGCUUGGCGUGACCAACGUUUGUAUCGUCGCGCGGCCUCCGCCCUGUGCGUAUGCGCACAAGAGCACGGUCACGCUGCAGCUCGAGGGUCUCACGCUCUCGGCUGCCCGCAAUUGCGACCUGGCCGACAUGGACGAGCGCCAGCUGGAGCUCGCGGGCCUGAGUCUCCGCACGACAGCCGACGCUACCGACGAUGCGCCUGCGAUCGAGCACCCGAUGCUGGCGCCAUUCACCAUCUCGGUGCGCCUCCAGAUGCCACCGAUCGUCAUGGGGCUCCACCACGCACCCAAGGACGUGCGUGUCGCUGUCGACCUCUCGCCGCUUUGCCUCGAUAUCGUGCCCGACCAGAUCCAGACGCUUCUGGAUGUGCUCCGGCCGCGCACCGAGCACAGCAUCUGGCUCGCUCAAGCCAUCGCGCACGACGAAGCGAGCUGCGAUGUGAUGACCGAGGCGAUGCGCGAGAGCUACAUUGCCGACUACCGCGCCAAGCACAUGCCCGAGACGCGGCCGUGGUACGUUCGUCUACUGCACCGAUCGCGCGAUGCGGCGAAUGCGGCCGCGCGGGACCGGCGACUCGCCGAGAUGGAAGCUACUGCGCUCGGAAAGGACGUGCUGGUGCUGCGGCAGAUGGCACUCGGGUGGUCGAUUCCGUCGUUUGGCGAUGCGCUGCCGCGCAUUCCGGACGAGCUCAAGGCGGCCGCGGACCUGGCCAAGUUGAUCGAGACGCCACUCGAGCACUACAACCCGGGCCUCGCGUCGCCGUCGGUGCUGGCGGCGCUGCAUCUCACGCUGACGUGGCCACGCAUGGUGGUGAGCGUGUGGGCGUCACCGUCGUCGCCGCUCCUGCGCUGGAGUAUGCACGCGCUGCACCUGUCGCUGCGGCAGUCGAUGCAGCCGAUCACGGUCGAUGCGCGCCAGCUCGAGAUGGACCUCCUGCUGCAGUCGUUUGGCUUGGAGGACACGCGGCAGUCGCCGACGAACGUCUUUCCGCACCUUGUCGGGCGCAACCCCGACUGCAACCACAUGCUCUCGCUGCAGUACACGGUCGACGGCACGGCGACGCAUGUCGGGCUCACGCUCGCGCAUUUCUCGGCGCUGGUGAUUCUGCUGCCUUUCUUCGAGGCCCAGCAUGCAUUUGCCGAGGCGCUCGCCGACGACGAAGAGACGCUCGUGUGGCGCGACGCCGACGAUCUGCCAGCAGCGCAGGCGCCUUUGGUGAUCUACGAAGUCGACGCGCCCAAGACAUUCGACCCGUCGCUGCUCGGGCACAUGGAGCUCACGGCCGACGUCAACGUAAAAGGCGUCGAGGUGUGUCUUCUCGGCGACCCGUCGACGCACCUCUCGCACCAGCUCGCGUUCACAUCGGACGUGAAUGUCGUCGUGAAAAGCACCAAGUACAUCGAGUCGAUCCAGCUGACCAUGAUUGACGUGGCCCUGCAGCCGUGCAAGAUUGUGCUGACAGACGACGGUCUUGACGUGACGCUGCCAGGUCUGCGCACGCUCCUCGAGCUCGAAGGCGACGGCGUCGACUUGGAGCUCAACUACGAGCUCAAGAUGACGCAGAUGGAGCCGUCGACGCGCCGUCUCCAACCCACGCACAGCAGCUCGACGCGCGCGAAAGGCAAGUGGGGUCUGCUCCAGUCGGCCGUCAAGGAUGCCAAGAUCACGAACGACGAUCCAUCGCUCGUGGGCAAAACGCUGGUGCUGCCGUCGGCGUCGGGCCCGCGUGUCGACGCGACGCGCGUCCUCGCGAUGAAGGUGUCGGAUUUUGCGCUCAACGUGUCGAAAGAUGACAUUGGUCUCUUUGCCGCCAUCCAAGCGCGUGUCGGCGCGGCCCGGGGCGCCACCGACAUGGAUGUGGCCGCCACGGCGGCGCGGGACGCUCGCAUUCACCUCCAGCGGGCCGCGCGCCUCGAGGCGGAGAACAUGGCGCGGCUCCAAAGACAGUUUACGUUGCUGGACAAGGACGGCGGCGGCACGUUGGACCACGACGAGAUCUUUGGCUUGCUCGAGACGCUCGUCAAGGACCUCGGGUUGACUUUUGAUGAGAUGAAGGCGUGCGAGACGGCGCUGCUCAACAUGGUCGACGCCGAUCGCAGCGGCGACAUUUCGUUUGACGAGUUUCAAGCCGCGUUGGACCGCGACACGAUCCACUAUAGCAUGCUGCACCAAGGCGCCUUGCCGCUGACGGGCGCCGAGUACAUCCACCCGAAGCUCAACCGCAGCCACGUCCCGUCGGUGGAUCCCCACAGCGGCAAAGCCGUGCACUUGGCCGAGAACGCGCGCUUGAUGGUGUUUUGGACCAAGUACGUCGAGCAGACGGGCGCGACCAAGAGCUCGCUGAAUGGGCAGUCGGCGCGCGUCGUCCAGCAAAAGAUGGUGCGGACGUUCAAGUCGUACGAGUUUGCGCAAGAAGCGUGGACGCGGCUCGUAAACCCGGCGCUGGCCAAGCCGUCGGAGCAGAGCCCGUGGCUCCUUCUGCCAUCGCACGUCAUGGGCGCGGGCGCGGCGGCCUUUGAAGGGCUCUUCAACCAGCACGCGAGCUCGGUUGCCAAGUCGGUCGCGCAGCUCGAAGCCGCGCCGACGACGACGAUCAACGCGCCGGUGUUUGAGCAGACGCCGGUGUUUGUCGCAACGUCGGUGUCGACGUCGUUUGGCGGCUUUUACUUUCGCGUCGUCGACAGUCUCCUGCCGGCGCACGUGCCGGCGCUCGAGCUCGCGUUUGAAGAGGUCAAGAUCCACGGCGAUUGCCGCAUGUACGAAGGCGACGACACCGAUGCAGCCAAGCGCGCGCUCAAUGUCGGCACGGGCAGCCUCUGCGGGUCGAUCUACUGCAAGUAUUACAACACGAAAGCGCGCCAGCUCGAGCCGUUCAUCGAGUACUACCCACUCCGCGCCGUGCUCAAGAAGGACGUGGGCGGCGACCUCGCGUGCUACGUCGUCUCGGACCACUACCUCCAUAUCAACCUCACGUCGGCCUUUAUGAACGCGGUCAAUGCGACGACGGCUGCCUUUUACGAGUCAGACGUCGUCGGGUCCAAGGAGCGCGAGCACGUCAAGGUCCUCGGCGGUCUCUGCUGGAUGCACAACGAACUCGGGUCGCCACUGACGUAUGCGAUCGAGCUCGUGGGCGACAAAUCCAAGCUGCUUUCGGACCGAAUGGAGCUGCGCCAGGACGAGUACCUUUUGUGCAAGCUCAAGGAAGAGGAGAGCGCCAUGAAGGGCGAGCUCCAAGACAACAUGAAGGAGAAGGAGAUGCGCAAGGCCUUCCGCGACGCCGACGCCGACGAGAGCGGCGAGCUCGAAGCCCACGAAGUCCGCAGCGUGCUCCAAAGCGUGCUCAAGUCGUAUGCGUCGCUCUCGGACGCCGACCUUGAAGACCAAGUGUCGGCGUUCAUGGCGCUUGCCGAUACCGACAACUCGGGGCAAGUGAGCUGGAAGGAGUUUCAAGUCGCGUUGGCCAAGACGCGCGUCGUGACGCAGCGCACGUUGCGGCUGGAGGUCCCCGGGUUCGAGCCCAUCACGGGCAUUCCGCUGGACGUGCUCGGGCAAGACAUGAUUCUCGAUCUCGUGCCGAUCAUUUCGGACGCGCCGUUUGAUUCGGACGAGGCCAAGUACGAGGCUGCGGUGGCGUAUCUCAACCAAGACGACCCGAGUCUGGAUGAUAUUACGCGGGCGGUGCACCUCCUGCGGCAGCUGCCAUCGACGUUCAAGUGGACAGCCUCGUACCUCUCGACGUAUCGCGCGUCGUAUUUGCCACGGCUCCUGGCCGUGCACAUUAGCGUCGACUCGACGUAUGGCAUGACGGUGACCAUUUCGACGGCCGAGUGCAUCCGCAACGCAACGUCCAAGCUCACGCAGAUAGUCUUGUUUAAUGCGGACGGCGACGUGUCGUGGCACAACCCAGCACAAGCCAACAGCGAGCGCUUCUUUGACGUCCAUGGCCAGUCGCUCCUCCGGAUUCCACUGCCGCUGCUGGAGCACGGAUCGUUUGCGAUUCGCCAGGUCGGCGAAGUCGAGUGGAGCAAUGCCCUCCCGCUCUCGGUGACGCCCGGUCGGUCACUCGCGUCGCCGUUGACCAACUACCUCGACAUUGACGGGCAGCCGACGACGAUCGAGUGCCACAAGGGCACGUGGGCCAUUCACCUCUGGCCGCAACUCGUCGUGCGAAACACGCUGCCGUGCGACGUCGAGUACCAGAUUGUGCAAGCCUCGGACGUCCCAGGCCUCGUGCUGCCACCGUCGACGCGUCGCUCGCUGCCGCCGUCGGGGCGCCGGCCCUCGAACGGGUCGAUCGGGUCGCUGGCGUCGAUGCAAUCGUCGCGCUCGAUGACGGCGCCGACGAUCAAGGUCAAGAAAAUCAAGGACCCGGACGCAGCGACCCUUUUCCCUUGGUUUGCGCAUGUGAACGAUGUGAACGCCCGCUGCGGGCGCAUUGAGAGCGGUCGGUCGAUGCAGAUCUCGGGGCUCGACCUCGACGCGUCGGCCUACAUGCGGGUGCGCUUGGCGGUGCCGGGCGCGGCGCCGGCGACCAAGCACUGGUCGGCGCCCUUCCCGGUGCGCGUGCAGCUGUCCAAGAAGCAGUACGCGGCAUCGGCAGACAUUGCGGUGGCGCCCGGUGACGCGCCGACGGUCCGCGUCGCGCAAUCGUGGGACAGUGUCCGGACGGUCGACAUUUUCGCGCCGUACUGGGUCCAGAACCACUCGGGACUCGAACUCAAGCUCAAGGUGCACCACGGCAGCUUUUGCUCGCAGGACGGCCACGUUUCGUACUUUGGCGAGCACUUUGAUAAGGUGCCACUGCUGCUCGUGGCGCCGGAGAAGGCGAGUCUAUCGCUGCAGCCGGUGGCCGAGACGCCGCCGCAGCACGACCACCAGUCGGCACUGGCGACCCAUGUGCGCAAGUACCUCCCCGAUUUCAAGCGCGUGCCGUUCUCGGACGCGAUCGACUUGGCCGCGGUCGGGACGCGGGCGCAAGUGUCGUGCGGGCUCACGAUGUGCGUCCUCGGCUACGAGAUUCUGGCGGCGCCAGGGCAGUUCCAGCACACGAAGAUUCUCCGGCUCGUGCCCCGGUUCAUCAUCAAGAACGACGUCGGGCGGCCGCUGCAGCUGACGCCGCUCACGCUGCACAAAGGCGCGCCGUCGCACCUCCCGGUGGAAACCGCCAAGAUCAACGUCGGCCUCAAGCCCGAGAGUGCGCUCAUCGUGUACAAGUUUGUCGGCAAGGACAGCCACGUGCCGGGUGUUCGUCUCCGCGAUGCGCUCGUGGUUAGCCCGACCCUCAAUGAACCCGGGCCGUGGGGGCCAACGCUGCCCUUGGCGGACAAGUCGGUCGCGAGCAUGUGGCUGCGUGGCCCGCUCAGCGACGCGCCGAUCGUCGAGCUCGACGUGCAGCCCGACGGCCUCUCGACGUUUGUGACGCUGCGCGACCGGACGCGGAACCCGGAGCUUCGCAUUGAGAACCGGUCGACGCAGUAUGCGAUUCGGUACGCGCAGCUCGGAGUCAAGCACGCGGAAGAGAUUGUGUUGCCGCCGCGGUCGUGGCACUCGUAUGCAUGGGACAUGCCGAUUGGCAAGGACGUUCGGCUCAAGGUGUAUGUGGGCUCGUCGCGCGUGCCGGUUCUUGUCGAGAUGCAGUCGGUGCACCGACUCGAGCGACUCACGCCGGACGAUGGCCACGUCUAUCUGCACGGCGAAGUGUACAUUGACGGUAUCACGCGCGUCUUGGCCGUUGGCGACGGACCGGUCUACCACCACGACCGGCGGACGCUUGUGCCCGACGUGCUCUUUGACAUGGCGCUGGAAGUGGGGCUCCACGGCCUCGGAGUCACGAUCGUCGACGAGAGCCCGCGCGAGAUCAUGAACAUUACGAUGGAAGGGCUGCGCAUGCUCUCGCCGGCGCACUCGCACAAGACAACGUAUGAGCUGCAUCAUAUGCAGCUGGACGACAUGACGCCACACACCAUGUACCCGAUCUUUCUGGCGCCGAUCGACUCUGGAUUCAACAGCCACAAGCGCGAAGGCUGGCGCGCCGAGCACGGCGAGCACCCGUGGUUGCACGUGGUCAUUGACUCGUACUAUGACGGCGACAUGCUCAUUGUCGACGAGCUCUCGGCCACCAUUGGGUCGCUCGCGCUCAAGGUCAACUUGGAUUACGCGUUGCACGUGCUGGACAUCAUCUACAGCCUGCUCUGGCCGCCGCAAACCCAUGACGAGAUGGUCUUAGCGGGUGUCACGGCGUCGUCCGAGCUCUUGGCGCAUCGUGUGAUAUGGCCCGACCCGUCGACGCUCGGCCAAAACAUGUAUGUGCGCGAGUGCUCGUUUUCGGCGUACGUCUUGCAGCUCUUUUUCAAUUCGGACCCGGACGCGGCCAACUCGUACCUGCUCUCGCUCCUCGGCAACACGGCCGGGAGCAUCCUCGGCGGGAUCGCCCACGUGACGCCCGAGUUUGCGAUCCACCCGCUGCGCAUGGCCGACAAGUUUGUGUACAAGGACGACUUGAUUUACAACAUCAUUCUCUGGGACAGCCUCAUUGGCAACAUGCUCGGGCAGUGGUACAAGGUGGUCGGCAGCCUCGAGCUCAUGGGCGACCCCGUCGGCCUCUUGAACGAGAUCACGGACGGCCUUGCGCUCGCGGCCCGCCAGACAAAGCGCGAUUUCAAGGGCGAGUCGGACAAGAAGGGCCAAGGCGCGGUCAUCCUCAUGCAGACGCUGGUCGGCGCGCCGUCCGAUGCGAUCGGCAAGGCAGCGAACGGCUUUGGCGACAUUUUGAAAAAGGCCACGUACUUUGAAAACCAAGAAGCUGACCACGAGCCACGACACGUGCCCGAAGGCCUCCUGCAAGGCGGCGUCCUCCUCGGAAAGUCGCUUGUCAACGGCGUCUCGGGCCUCGUGACCAAGCCCAUGCAAGGGGCGAAAGACGAUGGCUUCAAGGGCUUUGCCAAGGGCGUCGGCCAAGGCACGCUGGGCCUCGUCGCGUCGCCGUUGAUUGGGACGCUCGGUGUCAUUGAGAAGCUCUCGCAGAGCGUUCACAACACGACGCACCUCAUGGACGACAAGGACUAUGACGGCACGCGGCGCAUUGCCCGCAAGCUCGACGCGGCGCCGCUCAAGUCGCUCUCCGAGUCCAACAUCAUUUCCGAGAUGGAAGUUCGCAUCGACCGUGUCACGGGCCUCGCGAUGAACUACAGCGUCCAGGUCUAUGUGCAGCUGGUCGAGCUCGAUGGCGACGGCGUCCCGAGCCGCCUCGUCGACAAGUUCAAGACGGACACGCUGCGCAACACGGCCGCGCCGCGCUUCAACCAGUCGCGCGUCGUCGACGUGACGUCGGUGGACAUGGCACUGCUCUUCGUCGUCGCCCACAAGCGCAAGCCGAUACCAAAGAAGAUUCUCGGCACGCUCAAGCUCUCGAUCGAAGACGUGUACAAGCACUUUCACGCAAUGCCGUCCCGCUUCAAGUCGAGUACGCUCGUCAAGGAGAAGCUCAAGUCGCGCAAGGUGCACGACGGCAGCCUCUUUACGAACGCCGUCCUCGGCGACGCUGACGAAGCCGACGCCACGGCAGCGAAACGACAGAAGAAGAAGAAGAAGGUGCCGACGUCUGCGUCAUCCACCGCGCCGCUCUCGACGAAUUCCGAGCCGGCGUGGGAAACCACGUUCAAUCGCGCGAGCACACUUGGCAGCGAGAUGCUGCUCGCAGACGCCAAGGACGACGACGACCGCGCCGAGUCGGACGCCAAGGCGCCGAGCACGGAACCGCUGGCGUUUGAGCUGGAGGCCGUCGAGGGCAAGCCCAAGAUUUGGCUCGACAUCAAGUACCUCAACUCGAUGCGCACGUAG